Molecule: messenger RNA, 369 nt
Organism: Aureococcus anophagefferens
Lineage: Eukaryota; Pelagophyceae; Pelagomonadales; Pelagomonadaceae
Exons: 1
Molecular function (GO): arylsulfatase activity
Source: RefSeq, a predicted model, not a curated record
AACGUCGUGCUCCUCUUCGCCGACGACCUCGGCUUCGGCGACCCCGGCUUCGCCGGCCACCCGAGCAACCUGACGCCGAACCUCGACGCCCUGCGCGCGUCGGGCCGGCGCCUGAGCACGUGGUACAGCGGCUGCCCCGUCUGCACGGGGAGCCGCGCGUCGCUCAUGACGGGCCGCGUCUACAGCCGCGUCGGCGUGCCCGGCGUCUUCGGGCCGACGUCGCAAUCGGGCCUGCCGCUCCGCGAGGUCACGCUUGCGGACCAGUUCCGCACGGCGGGCUACGAGACGGGCAUGCUCGGCAAGUGGCACCUCGGCCAGCGCGAGGCCUACCUGCCGGCGUCGCGGGGCUUCGACAGCUACCUCGGCAUC